Chironomus riparius is the source of this 1644-nucleotide messenger RNA. NCBI's taxonomy places the organism in Eukaryota, Metazoa, Arthropoda, Insecta, Diptera, Chironomidae. The record is from the annotation of a GenBank genome assembly.
AUGAAGUUUGCAUUUAAAAUUGUGUUUAUUUGUGCGAGUUUAAGUACCGCGAUUGGGCAGUUUUGGCCAAAUAUAUUUUCUGGUUCAUAUCCAAGUUCCUACCCUAAUUCAUAUCCGGAUUCGUAUCACAGCUCAUACCCGAAUUCAUACCCUAAUUCAUAUCCAAAUCGGAAUAGUGAAAAUUCAAUAACUCAAGAAUCUGCUCAACCAACUUCCUUGUCCUUAAAUUCUUGUGAAAGCUAUUGGACAUUACAAAAUGAUGGAAAUGGAGUUUGGGGUCAGCUGUCCAUCACUAGUCCAAAUAGAGAACAAGCAAUAAUUAAAGUUGUUCUUACACUAGCAGCUGCUUUACCAACACGCUAUGUCGGUGACAUUGACUUACUUAAAAGCAAAGAAAGCACAUCAGAUGACGUAGCAAAUGGACUUCCAAUUGAAUAUCGAGUUAGAUUCCCACUACAACAUCCAAUACCAAAAUUAACUGAAAUUUAUUACAAUAAUCAACUCCUGUGUAGAGGACAGAAAGCUGUUGGUGAUGUAGUCACAACAAUCACUCUUGAUCAUUCAUUCUUAACUGGACUAAGCAGUAAUAAUUUCUAUGGAAAUCCAAACACAUAUCCAGUGCGACCUACUCGACUACCAAUCACUGAACCACCAAUUAUACGUCCUACAAUUACUCAAUCACCAGUGACUUACAGACCUGUUACAUAUCCUCCAGAAACUUUCCGACCAAAAACUCAAAAGCCAUCCACAAGAUCACCUCCAAUUAUUACUAGACCAACAGAGAGACCGACUUCUAUUGAUGAAAAAUUAGGCAUCCUUAAUUCUCAAUGCGGUGAUCCACAAGUUAAUCUAAGAAACGUUACGAGUUUAAUUGUGAAUGGAAGAAUGGCACUAAGAGGUCAGUUCCCAUGGCUGGCUGCUUAUUACCACAAUGAUGAAGGAUUUAAUGGAUACAUUUGUGGAGGUUCUUUAGUGUCUCAAAAAAUUGUCAUCACUGCUGCUCAUUGUAUUAAUGAUAAGUCAGAGCCUUCAUUUGUUAGAAAACCAGACCAAGCUAUAAUUUAUCUAGGCAGAUAUAACUUAAGAAGUGAUGCUGAACGAGGUUAUUUAUUUUCUGGCGUGACUAAAUUCAUCAUGCAUGCUGACUGGAAUCCAAGAGUUGACUCAUAUGAUGGUGACAUUGCUGCUAUUGUCUUGCUCAGAACUAUUCAAUUUACAAACUUAAUUCAACCAAUAUGUCUAUGGGAUUCGACAAAUAGCUACGCAGAUAUAAUUGAUCAUAAAGGAGUUGUGGCGGGAUAUGGAAAGACACAAACAUCGGUUGCAGAGAGUAGUAUUCCAUAUUGGAGUGAACUUCCUGUGGUUGAUGAAAGAACUUGCUUUGAAUCAAACAAUGUUUUUCUUACAAUGACAUCGAGGAGGACUUUUUGUGGUGGAAACAAAGAUGGAACUGGUCCAUGCAAUGGUGAUUCUGGCGGUGCUUUCAUUGUUCAAUCGGGAAGUAAAUAUUACCUUCGAGGAAUCGUCUCAGCCGCAUUGUUUAGUCAAGAAAAGUUUAUGUGUGAUACAAGUAAUUAUGCAGUUUUUACAGACGUCGCAGCUUUUAAAGAUUGGAUAUACAUACACAUCGGAACUUAUGGAUAA